Messenger RNA from Rhinichthys klamathensis goyatoka, 1151 nucleotides. It is a transcript of the gene eva1ba, whose product is annotated as eva-1 homolog Ba (C. elegans). The record is from RefSeq and is a predicted model, not a curated record. Lineage: Eukaryota; Metazoa; Chordata; Actinopteri; Cypriniformes; Leuciscidae. The coding region runs from base 144 to 647 and encodes 167 amino acids. The transcript has 3 exons.
CAUUGUAUAGACGAAGGCCCAAGAUAUACAGAGGACACGGGCAGAACCAGAGUGAGAAGCGUGAUCCAUCUGAAACAACAGUGCACCAUGAAGAGGAACUGACUGCUUUAUAUGUAGGUUUGGAAACACACGAUAAAGCCAGGAUGAAUGUGAAAAGGAAGGAGAUGGAUUUCUUGAGCAACACUAUUGCUGCUUAUGCUCACAUUAAAGCAAAUCCAGAGAGUUUCGGCCUUUACUUCGUCAUCGGCGUCUGUUUUGGCCUGGUGCUCACUCUCUGCCUCCUGGUCAUCCGGAUUUCCUGCAAGCCUCGUGCCACUACGGCACCCUCCACACCGGAGAAAAAACAGCUGAAAGACUACAGUGAGGAGGAAGAGGAAGACGAGGAGAGCGAUGAUGAUGAGGAGGAGGAAGAUGCAGGAGGCCUGGAGUCCUCGGUCCGACACAGCACCACAGAGAUCCCCAUGAGCAACCACCUCAUCACGCCGGAUGGGACUCUGAGCAGGAACGUGUUCACCUCAGCCGAGGAGCUGGAGCGGGCACAGCGAUUGGAGGAAAGGGAGAGGAUCAUCAGGGAAAUCUGGAGAAAUGGACAGCCGGAUAUCCUGGGAACAGGCACGGGCACUAUUGGAAGAGUGCACUACUAUUAAUGCUCCCAGAGACUCCUGGACAUAAACUCAAGCCAUUUCACUGCUUGAGUGCAGUACUUUUAAAGACUGUUAACGGAUGGUGUUUCCAUUAUAUAUUUUUUAUAUGUUGGACUGAUGUUAUUGUAAUCCUACAGACCAUGGGUACAGCUGUUUUGUAUGCAACAUUUGGACUGGGAAAGUUGCUAUCGGUCCCCAAGUCACGGUGCUUAUUGAAAAGUCAUUCCGACUUUAUUGUUGAUGUUUAAAAAAAUAUUUGUGAAUUGUAGCUGAUAAUUAGAAGCUCACAGAAAGCAAAUGCACUUUUGCACUAUGCCAUUUAUUGUUUUUCUGCUAUUUUUUUGUCAUAAAAAAAAAAAUCCCCCAUGUAAGUCACAUCAAGCCUUAACUCAAAGAUUAUAAAGCCACACAUAGCUAAAGAAUGCACAGAUAUUAAAAUUCAACAUCGACAAGAUAAUUAUUUUCAUGAUUUACUAUUUUGUCUAAAUAAAAAUAAAAUAAAACAUU